This is a messenger RNA of Cladophialophora psammophila CBS 110553, 4110 nucleotides long. RefSeq lists its product as uncharacterized. The coding region runs from base 1 to 4110 and encodes 1369 amino acids. NCBI's taxonomy places the organism in Eukaryota, Fungi, Ascomycota, Eurotiomycetes, Chaetothyriales, Herpotrichiellaceae. The record is from RefSeq and is a predicted model, not a curated record. The transcript has a single exon.
AUGGCGGUCUUCAAGAAGAAGGCGAAGGCCAAGGAUGAUACGUAUAUCAUUCCUCCAGCCGCAUCCUCGGACCCGGCACUGCCAACCAAAAUGUCGCGCAGCUUAAAACGAAAACAGAAAAAUGUGGUGGAACCGAAGCCCGAGAUUGAUCUUACUACUGCGCUUCCUGACACAAAUGACUUUCGGACUAGUCUGCUCAUGCCAGGCCUGUCCGCUCGCUUCAGCAUGCUUCGGGAGCAAGAUGACCCAACCACCAAAGUCGGCAAGGCCAGCGACGACAGCGUUCUAUUUCCCAAGAGAGCCUCCCGGCUUAACUUGUUCUCCCACAAUCCCUUGACCGAUAUUGCUGAAACUGAAUCAAUCCAGACCACGUUCAGGGCACCAUUCUCUGACGAGGAUCGCUCCAACUCCUUUUCCGAAGGGACUGGAUAUGCCAGCGACGAUGCCGGGACUGUCCUUGCGAGGCCAAGGCCCACAGACGGCAACAAUCUUUUUGGCGGCCGACAGAAGAUGUAUCGCAUUCCAACCGCCAGCGGUUCAGGCUCGUCAAAAGACUUGACCGAAAUCCAUGUACCCUUGACAUCUGGAAGGCACGUGUACCAGAACGAUGUUGUAUUGUCCCCGUAUCAGCAGAUGCGCCUCAAGGCCCGGGAGGAACAGGAUCGCGAGGAAUCUCGCGAAAGGCCAACAAGUGAGGGCGUUGAGGAACCGGAUCACAGCAGCGUCAUCAACACCCCUUCCACUGGAUUCAGCAAGAGCAGAGGAACGACGUCGUCCACGGCUUCGGGGCCUUCGAAUCGGCGCACCUCAACAGCCGCGACUUCAGUCGUAUCCGACACGCCGCAUCCGAGGCAAAGUAACACAAGCGCCGGCUCAAACAACAGGAUGCAUGGUUCUGAAUAUGACAGUGAAGAAAAUCUGCUAAAACGCAAUUUCUCAUCCGACUCUCGGAAAGGAUUGCCCGGUGCAGACAACCAGGCCCAACCUCCGCUUCCCAUGUCUCCUUCGAACGGCCGUCAACUCUUUCAGUCAAGCAGCGUCAGCAAUCUUGCAGACAAAUAUGCUCAUGGAGCUUCUCCAUUCUCUACAAACGCCUUCCGAACAGGAAGCCCACCCCCAGCUCUCCAGACGCAGGCAUUGGCUUCGCUCGACUUUGGUCUCAAAAGCUCCCACAGCCAUCCACGCAGAUAUCAAACAACCUCUCCAACGAACGACGAAGACGAUGGACCGAUCUACAAACAGAGUCUUCAGCCGAAUGAUCGUGGCAAGGCUACCGCAAUGGGGUUGUUCAAUCGACCGCAGCAACAAUUUGACGAGCAAAAAUUCCAGGAAAGACAACUGCAAAUGCACGGGGGCAGGAUAUCACCACCGACCUCUGAUAGUCCAGACUAUGUUGGGAUAACGGAGCGGCAGAACGAGCCCGGUCGAUUUGUUCUCUCCAGCAAUCCAACUUCCCCAUUCAAAAACUAUCGUGGCCGAGAAUCUGGUGAUAUCUUGGUCCCUGCUCGGUCAAGAGCACAAUCCACAGCCUCCUCGGUCAAUCCAGCACAGGUCCAAGCACAAGUUGAAGCACUGAUCAAGCGUCAAAACGAAGAGUACUCGACACUUCAAACACAGAAAUCCACAACGGCCGAGGCAAACGUGGCCCCCGUGCUAUUGCAGUCUAAGUCACUCAGGGAGCAGCCCCCAGCAUCUAGGGGAACCUUUUUCGACACCUUUCACAGCAGCGAUGAAGAUGAAGCCGAUAGCCCCAUGUUGGGCAGGUAUGAGCCAGCACCGAGGCUUGCUCCAUUAGAUGUCCAUCCAGCUCUCCGUGACGGAUCGCAAGCUUUCGAUUUUGGGGAUCAUAUCUCGGGCAUUGUCAAGUCUACCCGACCUGAGUCCAAUGUUUCAGCCGACACUUCUUCUCCUUCGGUUGCACACGAUACUCCAGACACCUCAGAUUCACUUCAUCGGUCCUCUCACACGAAUGCCAAGGAUUCACCAACCCUGGGCCCAACCACCGGACUCGGCUUGAGUGGUUUGAUUAGGACUCACCUGAGGCAUGACAGCGACAGGUCCUCCGUGGUGCCUCCACCGUCGCCGGGACAGCCUCCAUAUCAAUCGAGUUUCUCUUUCGGCACCCUGCACGACCGAGAACCCUCUAUUGCCUCCAUUCCCACCGGCAAUUAUCGAGGAUCUAUACGUGAGCGAGAGCCCUCUGUUGUUUCUACUCAACCAGGCAAUUAUCUCGCGUCUCUUCGCGAUAGGGAGUCGUCAAUUGCCUCAACUGCUCGCACAACCAACCCCCCGGAAAGCACGCACAGUGAUCCUUGGGAAUUUGAUAACGCACAGCGCACUGUACGAAGCCCCCCAGAACCAGUACAGAAUGAAGCUAUACCUGCUAUGUCUCAGAAAGCACAACAGAUUCUCGGGCAGGCAAUAUCUCAUAGACACCAAGCCGCAAGCAAGACGCAACAGAUUCUUGGUGAUGAUGCCCCCAGACCGGGCGAAGAGCAACAUCCCGCAAAUAGACCAUGGCCCUACGAUACGCUGUCCCAUCAUCGUGGAGAGAGCACAGAGACCCAGAAAGAAUUUGGCAACGAGCUGGCCGAGCGCGCAAAGAGAAUUCAAGAGGGUCUGAAGGGAGUUGCAGUAGCCGAGAAACGUUCUCGAAGCCAAGAUCGCCAAAAUCCUGCUGCACAGGCUUUACACGCGCUUCGUCACAAGACCAGCAAAACAUCUCUGGCACCUCGGGCCAACGAGCCCCAGCCUAAAGCUAUGAAGAUGCUUGGGAUAGGCGUUGCUCCGAAAUCAGAACCUAUGGGACGAUCACCCAACAUGGGAGCAAGGGGGGAUUACGACUUCGACCAAGGAUACGACGAGUAUGGAAAUCGACCUACCCCCAGGCAAAGGCCCGCCGAGUUUGAACCCCCCAGUGGCCGGCAAACACCAGGGUUCUCGCGACCGGGACCGGGUCCUGGACCUUAUCCGAGCAGCUCGAUUGAAGAUCCUGAGCGGCUCUAUCAACGCUCCGCGACACCAACUGCUGGGAGAGCGAGGCGUGAUCGGGCCGAGUCUGAGGCAACCGAAAGGUCGAGAAGCCGAGGAGGUCGGUACAGAGACGAACCGCCAUAUUCACCAGCCGGAUAUGGUAGACCAGGCCCGCCUCACCUACCAUCACACCGGGAGCAGCAGCAACGCCCGUAUGGUCAUCCUGAUGGACCACAUGGCUAUCCUGGCCCUCGCCCUCCCCGGGGACCUCCACGUGGUCCUCCCCCAGUUGAUCCACGCACCUAUGAGAGGUCUGCUUCGGCCAUGUCGAAUCGGCAACCAAGUGGAACUCGACCCGGUCCAGCAGGCUAUUUCGAUGGGCGUGCUGCUACACCGACAAUGGGCGGAACUCCUCAACUUGGACCGGGUCCGAUCCCGAUGGGAGCACCAAGGCCAUCUCCACGUCCCCCUUUCCCGCACUCGCCCAUCAGCCCCUUGGGGUCUCAGCCUGGGAUGUCGCCUGGUCUCUCCACUCCAGCUUCCGGCGUGCUCUCUGCUCUGCCAUCUCCAUCAGGUCCUCUACCUCAGCAACCGCCUACAGGGCGCUUCACACCUGUCGAGGGCCGGUCCACCCCAAUAGGAAGCCGCAAGAAAUCCGUCACCAAAGGUAUGAUCUCGGAACCAACAUUCAUUUCCAGCACUUCCUCGGUUCCCCUGGUCGGUUUGCCAAAUGGGCCCAGGCCAAGUCAAAUUGCAAGCCCCCCAAUUCCAUCUAUGAACCCACGCCGUCGUGGAAAUACCAUGACCGAGAGACCCGAUGGAUAUUCCAGCCCGCGGAUGCACGCAUCUCAGAUGCCGUCAAUGCCUGAAUCUCCAGGUCGUGGCGGAGGUCUGCCCAUGAGUGCUGCCCAGCAAGCUUAUAUCGAUCAGCAACAAAUGCAACAAAAACCUCCGCCGCGUCCACGGAAUCGCCUGCGAAAGAUCAGCAGCGAGGGUGGAAGCAUGGCUGCUCGCGCCCGGAACCAAGCCAUGAUGUUGGAAUUUGGCCACGAAAAGCUCCGGAGCCCAGCGAUGCCAGUGUUUCCCAACCGCAGCGCGACCUCUUUAAGCAUUCACCAAGACGGCGGCAUGUUCUGA